Globicephala melas (long-finned pilot whale) is the source of this 216-nucleotide messenger RNA. RefSeq names its product FXYD domain containing ion transport regulator 3 (gene FXYD3). Gene Ontology annotation, molecular function: sodium channel regulator activity. Gene Ontology annotation, cellular component: membrane. Lineage: Eukaryota; Metazoa; Chordata; Mammalia; Artiodactyla; Delphinidae. The record is from RefSeq and is a predicted model, not a curated record. Gene Ontology annotation, biological process: regulation of sodium ion transmembrane transporter activity.
GACAUGCAAGAGGUGGCCCUGAGCCUGCUCGUCCUCCUGGCAGGCCUGCCUGCCUUGGAUGCCAACGACCCGGAAGAUAAAAACAGUCCUUUCUACUACGACUGGUUCAGCCUCCGUGUUGGCGGGCUCAUCUUCGCAGCGGUCCUGUGCGCCAUGGGCAUCAUCGUCCUCAUGAGUGGGAAAUGCAAAUGCAAGUUCAGCCGGAAGCCCCGGUAA